Molecule: messenger RNA, 945 nt
Organism: Cetraspora pellucida
Lineage: Eukaryota; Fungi; Glomeromycota; Glomeromycetes; Diversisporales; Gigasporaceae
Source: the annotation of a GenBank genome assembly
AUGGUUCCCCAACCUAUCACUACUUCUGAUGAGAAAGAGCAAAUCAGGUUAUCUUCAUUAGAAUUACGAAUCACUGAAUUUGAAAAUAGUUUCUUAAGAACUGCUAAUGCUAGUUUAGAGAAACGAGUUGUAGAAUUGGAAAAUUCUUUAAAAGAAUCCACUCAAGAAUGUGUUAAAUUACGAGAAAUGAUUGCUAUAAGAAUGGAAAAUGAUUCGUUCAAUUCAUCUAAAAAAUAUGAAUUCGAAAGUGCAUAUGGUCGAAUUGUAAAACUCGUUGAAGAAAUGAAAUCGGAAGGUGUAAAGGCAAUCAAUCUUAAAAUUUCUUCGGUAUCGAAUUUACCUAAAUUCCCUGCUAAAGUUAGUAAUAGUAGACCUGGAACUCCAAAAAAUCAAAACUCCAUCACUUCUUCACCAGCAAGAUCAAGGGCUUCAAGUGUGUCAAAUAUUUCAAUUCCUUCAAGAUCUAAUACUCCUAGUGGAAUAAAAAUACCUUCGAGUGCUGCAAAUGCUGCAAAUGCUAUCAAUGUUACAAGUGCUGUUAGCAGUUUAAAAGUUCCAAAUUUAUCACCACCAAAUUCUCAUACUUCUUCUAGACCAACUACACCUUCUUCUACCCGUUCUACAAAUAUUAUCAAUCCGAUACAGAAUAAUUCGGUUAAUUCUGUAUCAAAAAUGCCAUUACGAUCAAGAACACCAAUUUGGCCAAGUUGUACUAAUUCCUCAAGACCUAGCACUCCAAACAAUUCUAAUACUUCUUCUAAUACCCUUAACACUCAAAAUAUCCCUAAUAUUUCUAUUACUCAAUCCCCAUUGUGCAACGAUAUUGCUUCUAAUAUACUUGAUGUUGAUCCUAGCAUCCACUCUAAUAUUUCAUCUGUUCUUGCUUCUAAAUCUACUGGCAUUCCAAUGUACGCUCAGAUGACCCGUAAACAAGCAAUUGUUUAA